AUGCUGUCGAUACCUCUCGCUCUUGCCUUUGCCAGCAGAUUCUCGAGCAGUGCACGGAACGGCACGACGACGACUGUAACACCCGGGUCGUCCAGACAAGCCGGCACCAUGAACAACAUACUCUUGCCACCGCCCGUCGGUAGCACCACGACCAACGGCGUCUGCCCAGUACUGUUUGCUACAGACAGCAGCGACUCUCGCUGA
Messenger RNA from Zasmidium cellare ATCC 36951, 204 nucleotides. RefSeq lists its product as uncharacterized. The record is from RefSeq and is a predicted model, not a curated record. Lineage: Eukaryota; Fungi; Ascomycota; Dothideomycetes; Mycosphaerellales; Mycosphaerellaceae. Bases 1 to 204 code for a protein of 67 amino acids. The transcript has a single exon.